This is a messenger RNA of Nannospalax galili (Upper Galilee mountains blind mole rat), 951 nucleotides long. RefSeq names its product olfactory receptor 145-like. Gene Ontology annotation, molecular function: olfactory receptor activity; G protein-coupled receptor activity; odorant binding. The record is from RefSeq and is a predicted model, not a curated record. Lineage: Eukaryota; Metazoa; Chordata; Mammalia; Rodentia; Spalacidae. Gene Ontology annotation, biological process: G protein-coupled receptor signaling pathway; sensory perception of smell. The transcript has a single exon. Gene Ontology annotation, cellular component: membrane. The coding region runs from base 13 to 951 and encodes 312 amino acids.
UCUCUAAGAAGAAUGGCCAUUGAAAACAACUCUUUGGUAACUGAAUUCAUCCUCUUAGGCCUAACCGAUCAGCCUGAACUACAAAUACCACUGUUCAUCCUUUUUUUAGCAAUGUAUUUGAUCAUUGUACUGGGCAAUGUGACUUUGAUCAUUUUGAUUACACUAAAUUCUCACCUGCACACUCCCAUGUACUUUUUCCUCUUUAACUUGUCCUGCAUAGACCUCUGCUAUUCCUCUGUGGUUACACCUAAAAUGCUAAUGAACUUUGUAAUGAAGAAGAACUUCAUCUCAUAUACAGGAUGCAUGACCCAGCUGUAUUUCUUCUGUUUGUUUGUCAUUUCUGAAUGGUAUGUCCUUACGUCUAUGGCCUAUGAUCGCUACGUGGCCAUAUGCAACCCACUUUUGUAUAACAAUGCCAUGUCCAUCAAGGUGUGCUGCUAUCUUAUGCUUGGUUCAUAUUUGACGGGGUUUUGCGAUGCCAUGAUCCACACUGGAUGCAUCCUCAGACUGACCUUCUGUGAUAAAAACACUAUUAACCACUAUUUCUGUGAUCUCCUCCCUUUGAUGCAGCUGUCCUGCACCAGCACCUAUGUCAACGAGACAGAGAUUUUCAUUGUCGCAGGAAAAGACAUCAUUGCUCCCACUGUCAUCAUCUUUAUCUCUUAUGGUUUCAUCCUCUCAAGCAUCCUUCAAAUAAGGUCCACUGAGGGCAGGUCCAAAGCCUUCAGCACCUGCAGUUCCCACAUAAUAGCCGUUUCUCUGUUCUUUGGAUCAUGUUCUUUUAUGUACCUCAAACCCUCCUCAGCUGGGUCAAUGGAUGAGGGAAAAAUUUCUUCUAUUUUUUAUACCAUCGUGGUUCCCAUGUUGAACCCCUUAAUUUACAGCUUAAGGAACAAAGAUGUUAAAGUUGCCCUGAGAAAAACCCUGGGCAAGAGAGAAGUUUCUGUGUAA